This is a messenger RNA of Pimephales promelas (fathead minnow), 1498 nucleotides long. RefSeq names its product SIX homeobox 1b (gene six1b). NCBI's taxonomy places the organism in Eukaryota, Metazoa, Chordata, Actinopteri, Cypriniformes, Leuciscidae. Gene Ontology annotation, cellular component: transcription regulator complex; nucleus. Gene Ontology annotation, molecular function: RNA polymerase II cis-regulatory region sequence-specific DNA binding; DNA-binding transcription factor activity, RNA polymerase II-specific. The record is from RefSeq and is a predicted model, not a curated record. Gene Ontology annotation, biological process: regulation of skeletal muscle cell proliferation; skeletal muscle fiber development; regulation of transcription by RNA polymerase II.
AGCCAAUCAGCAGUCGCGCAGUGCUCUUUUAGCGCGACAUGAGUCGAUAGUGAACAAACUGUCUUCAACAAACACCCAAAACUUCACGGCGCGCGCAGAGGACAUCUCCAACCCCAAAAAAUCUUGUCAAGCGACCUAAUCGCUCCCAUUGAACGAAGGCAAACGGGGUGUCACCCAUUCCGCUUCCUUUAUAGCAUCUAGAGGAGAGCGGUUUGGUAGCGGGAGUCAGACGUCAUGUCAAUGCUGCCUUCUUUCGGGUUUACUCAGGAGCAAGUCGCGUGUGUUUGUGAGGUGCUGCAACAAGGGGGGAACCUUGAGCGUCUCGGCCGUUUUCUGUGGUCUCUUCCGGCCUGCGACCAUCUCCACAAGAACGAGAGCGUCCUCAAAGCCAAGGCUGUAGUCGCCUUUCAUCGUGGAAACUUCAGGGAACUUUAUAAGAUACUAGAGAGUCACCAGUUCUCUCCACACAACCACCCGAAGCUGCAGCAGCUGUGGCUUAAGGCCCAUUACGUUGAGGCUGAGAAGCUGAGGGGGCGACCGCUGGGAGCGGUGGGGAAAUACCGAGUGCGCAGGAAAUUUCCUCUGCCACGCACAAUAUGGGACGGCGAGGAGACCAGCUACUGUUUUAAGGAGAAAUCCCGCGGUGUGCUGCGGGAGUGGUACACGCACAACCCCUAUCCAUCUCCUCGGGAAAAGAGGGAGUUGGCUGAGGCCACAGGGCUGACCACCACCCAAGUUAGCAACUGGUUUAAAAACAGACGGCAGAGGGAUCGCGCAGCGGAGGCAAAAGAAAGGGAGAACAGCGAAAACAACAACACGGGCGCGAACAAACAGAACCAGCUUUCACCGCUGGACGGCGGGAAGUCCCUGAUGUCAAGCUCGGAGGACGAGUUCUCGCCCCCGCAGAGUCCUGACCAGAACUCCGUGCUCCUGCUCCAGGGUAAUAUGAGCCACCCCGGCGCGUCCGCGUAUUCCAUGACCGGCCUAGGCGCCGCGCAGUCGGUACACGGCAUGCAAGGACACCCACAUCAACUCCAGGAUUCUUUACUGGGACCUUUAACUUCAAGCCUGGUGGACCUCGGUUCUUAAGUGAUUGCGACUGAGCUUUUAUUUAUUUUUGUUUAUUUUGUACCAAAUAUAGACUGAGAUCUGCCACUUUUACUGUAUAUAUAUAUAUAUAAAGGAAAAAAAUGAACAAUAUAAAUCUAAAUAAAAAUCCUUAGUUUUUCUCUGGUUCUCAGAGAAAUACUCAGUGGUACGCUUCACCGUGGUAGACUAUUACGGACUGACAUUUGCCAAGUCGUUAAACUGGUCAGAAGACAAAACAAAAGCAGUUAAUAAAGCGAUUUUUUUCUUAAAACUCAUAAGAUGUUCUUCUAGCAUUUCAUCACACUGUUUUGCACCAAUAAAAUACGAAGAUGAAGUGGAAAAUUAAAAUACAAGUUAUCGCAAUAAAUCUGAGAUAUAUAGCAAAUUAAAUGGUGAAAAAUUAUUCACA